Nylanderia fulva is the source of this 1994-nucleotide messenger RNA. It is a transcript of the gene Gk1, whose product is annotated as Glycerol kinase 1. Gene Ontology annotation, cellular component: mitochondrion. Gene Ontology annotation, molecular function: glycerol kinase activity. The record is from RefSeq and is a predicted model, not a curated record. Gene Ontology annotation, biological process: phosphorylation; triglyceride metabolic process; glycerol metabolic process. NCBI's taxonomy places the organism in Eukaryota, Metazoa, Arthropoda, Insecta, Hymenoptera, Formicidae.
GUUGAUCAAACAUUACUCCGACAAGUAGAUUUUCGAACGCUUCAAUCCCCCUCUUCGUGUAUAUGUUUAAAUUUUGUUUUUCAUACAUAUACAUAAAAAAGCGAAUUGAAUGACGAAUUAAUUUUUUUUUGUCAAAUUUUUUUUAUAUCUGAGAGGAAUGGAUUUAAUUGUACGUCUAUUAUAAUUUUAAUUAUGUAUGAGCUGGAAACUUUUCUUGGUCUUAAGAGUAAUUAUUUCCGAAAUUUAGAAUGUUAUUGGAAAUAUAAGUAUGUCAAUAUCUCUAUAAAUCUCAUUCGUUACGUAACGGGAUGAUACAUAAUACAAAGGUUAGACUUAUAUGGAUGUGUGUCAUUAAUCGAGUAUAACGCAUAAAAGUGACUUUUAAUUGCUUUCACACGAAAAACCAAUAUGCAUGAAAACGUAAAAAAACCCAGUGGACCUUAUAUAGGUGCUAUUGAUGAGGGAACAAGUAGUGCGAGAUUUUUGGUCUUUGAUGUGUUACACAGGAAGGUAAUUGCUUUGCAUCAGAUCGCACUCAAACAGAAAUAUCCUCAAGAAGGAUGGGUGGAGCAGGAUCCAAAAGAGAUAUUACAAGCUGUCACGGAAUGUAUAGAAGAGACUGUAAAAAAGAUGAAAGACAUGGGCUUAUCGAGUUCGGAUAUUAAAGCUAUUGGGAUUACUAAUCAAAGGGAGACAACAGUAGUUUGGGACAAGGACACUGGAGAGCCUUUGCAUAAUGCAAUUGUAUGGCAUGAUAUGAGAACAACGACAACUUUGGAAGAUGUACUGGAUAACAUUCCUAAUAAAACUAGAAACAAGAAUUAUUUGAAACCUCUAUGCGGUUUACCAGUGUCUCCUUAUUUUAGUGCACUCAAGAUACGCUGGUUGAUGGAUAACAUUCCACGUGUGAAACAAGCAGUGAAUGCAAAAAAGUGUGCUUUUGGAACAAUUGACACAUGGCUUAUUUGGAAUCUUACAAAGGGUCAAUUGCACAUUACGGAUGUAUCAAAUGCAUCUCGCACAAUGCUAAUGAAUAUUGAAACAUUGAAAUGGGAUUCUUACCUAUGCCGCUUCUUCAAUAUUCCACAACAUAUUCUUCCUGAAAUACGAUCCAGUGCAGAAGUCUAUGGCUAUGUUUCAAAUCCUGAAGUACUUGCAGGCAUACCUAUAGCAGGUUGUGUGGGCGAUCAACAGGGAGCUCUUCUUGGUCAACUAUGUUUGAAACCUGGUCAAGCAAAGGCUACAUAUGGUACAGGAUGUUUUCUACUUUAUAAUACAGGAAAUGUAAAAGUCGAUUCAACACAAGGUUUAAUAACCACUAUUGCUUACAAGAUUGCACAAUCUCCAACUGUUUACGCGCUAGAAGGAUCCGUCGCUGUUGCUGGAGCUGCUUUAUCUUGGCUACGAGAUAAUAUACAACUUCUCAAUAAUUUAGCUCAAACGCAGGACAUGGCAGAGCGUGUGAAAUCUUCUGGAGACGUGUACUUUGUGCCAGCUUUUUCAGGACUGUACGCGCCUUAUUGGCAACAAGAUGCGCGCGGAGUGAUUUGCGGUAUUACCGAAGAUACGGAACAGUAUCAUAUCAUACGAGCAGCAUUAGAAGCAGUGUGCUUCCAAACGAGAGAUAUAUUAGAAGCGAUGGAGAAAGAUUCAGAAACGAAGCUGACAAUGCUGCAAGUUGAUGGCGGUAUGACUGUGAACAAUUUGUUAAUGCAGUUACAAGCGGAUUUAACGGGGAUAACUGUUGCGAGACCAAACAUGAUUGAAACAACAGCAUUAGGUGCCGCUAUUUUAGCUGCCGUUGGUGCAAAUUUAAUUGAUAUAAAUAAAAUAGAGACAUCUCAAGUAACCAAAUUUUCACCUGUGAUUAGUGAAAAUGAGAGAGAUCUCAGAUAUUCUAAGUGGAAAAUGGCUAUUGAAAGAUCCAUGAAAUGGGAUUGUUCUACAAGUGUAAUAAAUAAUUGAUCGUACGUAUACAUAUAUUUUUAUAAAAA